Molecule: messenger RNA, 606 nt
Organism: Hibiscus syriacus
Lineage: Eukaryota; Viridiplantae; Streptophyta; Magnoliopsida; Malvales; Malvaceae
Exons: 1
Coding region: 13-468 (151 amino acids)
Source: RefSeq, a predicted model, not a curated record
AAUUUCAGACUCAUGGGAUCAAAAUCUAUAUGCAUUAAGCCUUUCCUUUCCCGCCUUCCAAAUCACCGACCCAGAAAGUCGACCUCCAAGGUGACGCCGACGAUAUCCGCCGCCAGAAGAUCGGAUAGCGAUGACCCAAACAGCUACUGCGGCGGAAGACGAAGGCGACCCGUCGAUGAAAACAUGAUUGUUCUGCGGAAAAGAAUACACGAGAUGAAGAUGAUCGAGCGGAACUACGAGCCGCCGGCGGAUUGGAUGGAGUGGGAGAAACGUUAUUACACGAUCUACGAUUCAAUCAUAUGCGAUGUUUUGGGUGUAUUGCAGUCGAUGUUGAUGAAUACCAGGCCGAGCUUCGCCUUGGGAAUGGUUGCUUUGAUGGUGUUGAGUUUGCCGACGUCGGCUGCUUUCGUUGUUUUGCAUGCCGUUUACGUGACUAAAAGAAUCGUCGAAACUGGGAUUCAUUUAUGAUAUAAAUUCCAUAUCAGAAGUGAAAUAUAAUAGUUAGAUUGUUGAUAUAUAAAUGGUCCCGACUAUCACAACUUCUAUUUUUCUCUGUAACAGUUACUUUCUAUUGGCCGGCUAUCACAACUUUCUAACUUUCAGCCA